AUUUUCCCAUGUACUAAAAUUCCUGAUUUAGCAGGAAACAAAAAUGACAGCAUUUUUGCGAGAAAGAACUUUCUCGCAAAAUUUCCCCACUAAACAAACGUACCCUUCAUUUGGGAUCAAUUUCUGAUUUCCCAUUAUUUGCAGGCAUAAAACGGAGAGCAUCCGAGUGCUUUUUACUUCCUCUUCAAAAUCAAAUGGGUUUUCUUCUGUUGAAGAAAACAAACCCCAAACUUUUGUUUGUCUCUCAAUCUCUCCCUCUCCAUUUUCCCUCUCUAAAAAAAGAUCACCCCAAUUCUUUGUUUCUAUGUAUAUUUCAUUCUCUCUCUCAUUCAUCCUCCUCUCUCUCCAGCCACCCCAACUCCAACAAUUCCUCUUCCAACAUCAAAUUGAAAGGAUGGGUCCCAAUCUAUGGCUUCUCUCAUCUAAGAACUCCUGAAAUCAAUUCAGUUUUAUUGGGUGCUCAUAGAAUUUCUGGGUUUUCAAGGGGAGGAAAACACGAAGAAAAUGGUGUUCAUUGCUCUGGCUUAUUGUGGCGACAUGGGUACAGUUCUCAGUUGGGUAUUAAAGAGAAGACAUCAGAUGAGCUUUCAGUUGACAAAAUUGUUGCUCGGUGUUGGCCGAUACUCGACGAGACUGAAGGUGUCUGGACGAGCCAUGCCGCCUCCAUUGCGCAGUCGAUACAGCUUGUUAAGAAGCGUUUACAGUGGACAACAUUGAUGCUCAAGCUUGAUCACCUAUCUUUGGAGUUGAAUAAGCCAGAUCUUUGGGAUGAUCCAAUUUGUGCUGGGAAACUUAGUCGUGAGCAUGGAUCUAUUAUGAGUAAAAUCAAAGAGGUCAAUGGUUUUGAGAGAGAGCUUCUUGAACAUAUUGAGAUGCUAAAGCUUGCACGUGAAGAGGGUGAUAGUGAAUUGGAAUCGGAAUCUAUGAAAGCGCUACUGAAAAUGAGAAGGGUUGCCAAGGAGAAAGAGCUUGAAGCAUUGCUUUCGGGGGAGCAUGAUUCUUGCUCUUGUUUCAUAGAGGUUCAAGCUGGAGCAGGGGGAACAGAGAGCAUGGAUUGGGCAGCCAUGGUAAUGAAUAUGUACAAAAUGUGGGCACAACAUCGUGGAUUUAGGGUGACUGUAAUUGAUGAAAUGCCUGGAGAGAUUGCUGGAAUUAAGAGAGCAACAAUCAAAGUGGAUGGUGAGUAUGCGUUCGGGUAUGCCAAAGCAGAAGUUGGAGUCCAUAGACUGGUCCGGAUAUCUCCUUUUGAUAGUGCAAAGCGUCGACACACUUCUUUUGCUGCUGUAGCUGUAAUACCCAUGUUGGGUGAUUCCCCUUCUCGUUUUCAAAUUAAUGAAUCUGAUCUUAGAAUAGAAAGGUUUCGAGCAGGGGGAGCUGGAGGCCAACACGUUAAUACAACAGAGAGUGCUGUGAGAAUAGUGCACAUUCCAACUGGGGUAACUGCCACUUGUCAAAAUGAAAGAUCACAACAUCAGAACAAGGCGAUGGCUAUGUCGGUGCUCCAGUCACGAUUGGAUCAGCUUGAGAUGGCUCGUCAAGCCCAGAUGAAUGCUAAGCACACACAGUCCUUAACCGAGAUCAGCUGGGGCAACCAGAUACGCACUUAUGUCCUCCAUCCUUAUCGCAUGGUUAAGGAUCUAAGGACAAACUACGAGGUCUCGGACCCUGAUUCAGUCCUCCAAGGGGAUAUUGAUGGUUUCAUCUUGAGUUUCCUGUCUGACUCAAUUGACAAGGAUGGUGAAAACCUAUGAGCAUUGGUUUGGAACAACCACCCAUUUCUUUGGUGCCAUUAAAACACACAAAAGGAAUAUCAAAAUUAUCGGCCUUCACCUCUUGGCCAAACAUGGUACUGUUUCGAUGAUUCCAUGUCCACCUGAGCAGUUCUAUUGGCCAAACAGAAGCUGAGAUACAUGUCAGCAGCUCAUAUAAGCUUCGUUUUUUUUUUUGAUAAUUUUAUUAUUUUUCUCUUUUUUUAUUUAGUCUUAAGGUUAUUAAGCUUACUAAAAUACAAAGCUUGCAAUACAGGGUUGCAUGUAGCUGACAUGGUUCAUGUGAAUGGCUUGGUGCUACUUGGAUGGUUAUACUUGUGUGAUAAUCCGUGCUGUUUCAAAUUGUUUAUCUA
Amborella trichopoda is the source of this 2122-nucleotide messenger RNA. Its product is annotated as Peptide chain release factor 2. Lineage: Eukaryota; Viridiplantae; Streptophyta; Magnoliopsida; Amborellales; Amborellaceae. Gene Ontology annotation, molecular function: translation release factor activity, codon specific. Gene Ontology annotation, cellular component: cytoplasm. Gene Ontology annotation, biological process: translational termination. The record is from RefSeq and is a predicted model, not a curated record.